GGUAGAGAAAAUCAACAUUUCAUGCCGCUAUUCCUCCCGUAAAAAGUGGGCCGGUCCUAGAGACAUUUAGGAAUGCUUUGCGUGUUGUUUUUCUGUUUCUUUCUAUUAAAUUAGUUUCUUUUUUUUCCCCCCCCGAUUUUUUUUUUUAAAUUUCUGUUACUAGAUGGUUAGAAGAGUGAGAGGGGGGCGAAAUGAAUUCGAUUGUACGGCUUACUUCUUCCGACUGCGAUUUGUGAACAGGGAGUUACAGUUAGAAAGACAGUACUUAGGUCUCGCCCAGUGGUAGUUGGCUUAGUUCUGCACAUAUCAUAAAUGUGGAUGAAUUUCUUGGACGAAUGGAAUGAUUUUUUCGGUUUCCCUCGUUUCUCAGUUCCGACUUUUCAACGUUCGCUGUUUUUAAUGUGAUUACAAUUUGACAUCAUUGUGACUGUGAUCCUUAAAUGAGAAGUGUUUUCUUCUGACGGAUGUUAUGUGCCGUAUGACAGGGUUUACUUAAACCUUUUUCAAUUGGUAUAACUAUUUAUUUAGCUUCUAUACUAAGAAGAACUUGAUGCUGUGACUAAAAUGACAUCAUAGCCUGGAUUUAUUUUCAACGGAAUUUCUUCAUCUACUUCAACGUCUGCAAACAUCUUGAGGUCAGGCGCUCGUGUGGUCACUUAUUCUAUGCGCCUGGACAGCAGUGUUGUUAGUGCCGCUUCAUUUAUAUUUUGUUCAAAACUGUUUCUUUUGGUUUGUUUGUUGAGGAUCAUAAUUUCCAGGAGGAAUUACAUCUCGGAAUUAGCCAGAGCUAAGUUGUAAUCUAACAGGAACAUUUUUUUCCCACCUGCUCGUGCGCAAGAACGGCCUUCCUAAUGUAUUAUCCAGAUUUUAAUGGCCCUAUAGCACCCCAGGGAGAGAAAUUCUGGAAAGCUGGGGAAACACUUUUUCCGGGUCUGGACUUUCUCCGGGCUCAUGCCAGCAUGUCCUCUCUUCCUCUGACGGCGAACGGGCUGGACGGGACGUCAGCCCUAAGCUUGUCCCUCCAGAGUAGAGACCUGUCUCACCUGUCCCCAUCCAAGGGCAGCCCGCCUCACAACCGUUCGUCUCCUCGCCCGGGCAGCGCCAGCACCACCCCGAACAGCCUCUCGGCGCCGUCGCUGAGCGCCGGGCUUAACGCCCUCAACCUCAUCCAGACGCCCAAGUCCGGACUGAAGCCUUCUUCGUACAGCUCCCCUCCGCCCCUGGCGUGCAACCCCGAGCACAACGUCUGCAAGCUGAUAGACUAUCGUGGCGCCCAGGUGGCCGCCUUCAUGGUGGAGAGCCGGGAGCUCAUUUGCCUACCUCAAGCGUUUGAACUUUUCCUGAAGCAUCUGGUUGGGGGCCUGCACACAGUAUACACGAAGCUCAAGAGGCUGGAGAUCACACCCAUCGUAUGCAACGUGGAGCAGGUUAGAAUCCUGCGCGGUCUAGGAGCCAUACAACCCGGGGUUAACAGAUGCAAGCUGAUCUCCUGCUCAGAGUUCGAUACGUUGUAUGAUGAUUGUACCAAUUCCAAUGCUCGUCCUGGAAGGCCCCCAAAGCGUGUCCACUCCAACAAUCCGCUGGACAAUGACGUCUUAGAGAAGCUGAAAAGAAGAAAACUGGACAUUCCUGGAGAGUAUCCUUAUGAUCAGAGAUUCUACGAGCGUAAACCGCUAAUGAACGGGUUCCCACCCGUCGGCUAUCCAGCCAUGCCACAGUUCUCAAACUUCUUCAGCAUGCACCAUCUCAUGCAGCCCAUGGCUAUGGCGUCUCACAUUGGGCUACGGCCGGACGCCGGGGUACCCAAACUGGAAAGGUCGACAACUGACUCAGGGAUAAUAUCACCUAGGCCAAGAGACGAGAGGCUGCCCAUGUUAGGAAUGUACCCUGGUGGACCGGGCAUGGACCCAAGACUUCCACACCGACCACCAGAAGGCGACACAAGUAAACCGCUCAACCUUCAGGUCAAUGGACACCACAAAGAGUCCGAGGCCUCAAGAAGCGACGAUGGCUACGAUGAUGACAAGUUGAGUGAAGACGAGCGUCCAGUAGAUGAAGACCUAGACGACAGCUAUGACAGUGAUGAUUACCACAGUGGUGACGCCGCUGAUAAACCCAGACCAGGCUCCAACCCCAACCCAUUCUCCGCCGUGGGUGGCGAGACUGCGAGCACGGAACUGGACCCCUUCGUGGUCAAAUUCAACGCUGUGGUGAGGGCGCUGGUGGACGCCACAAAAGCGGUGGAGAGACGUGUCGUUGAAGAGAAACAUCAAUUAAGUCUAGAACUGCUGAGAGAAAAAGACAAGUCAAUGAAACUAGAGAGAGAAGUGCAAGAGGAGAGAAAGAAGAGAGAGUUUUUCCAAAGACGAGUCAGAAGACUGAAGAAAGCACUCAGGGAUGAAGCAGGAUCGCCAGACGACAGCACUAAACAGAUGGAUAAAUCUGACAGGCCAAGACCAGAGUGCACUCCAGAGCCCCUUAGAGGCACACAAGAAUCGAAUGCUCAUGAUGUAGAUAGCGAGUCUCAGUCUAUUCCUUCAUCUCAUACUAUCGACUUGGACCGUAAAACAGAUAGCUCCCCAGCCAGCAGACCGAUGACAACACGAGAGCUGUUCGAGUCUCUAAAUAAAUCCCACCACACGCCCCCAACCAGCAACUCCAUGAAAUUUCCCUACCAUCAAAUGAUAGCACCUUCGGAUGUUUAGGCACAUCUGUUCCUGCCCAGACAGCAUAGACCUACAAUCACACAUACACAAACCUCACACUCUCCCCCACCACCACCACCCACACAGACACACACUCCCACUGGCACGUUACAAAGCUUCUCCAAGCAAAGUCUAACAAACCCUAUCAUCCCCCCCCCCUCCACUCGUGUCCACAAGGCUCUUAAAUUAAAUUUAAGGCGGCAUUACCAGAAAGCGGGAACUUUGAUUCGGUAAAGACAAGUUGAUGCCAACUCUGAAAUUUCCCGGAGAAGCAAAAGAGAUAGUGGAUGUGCUCCUCUCAGGACGUGACAAACAUUUCCUCUAAUGGAAACAUCUUUGGCUCUAACUCUAUUGUGUCAACGCGGGAGACGAGUUUCUCUCUGCCUAACCAGAGUCUCUGACUUCUUGACACUUUUGUUGACAAUGGAAUCAUUGACAUCUUCAAGAGAGUAAAAUGUAUUUGUGAAUCGCCUGCAAGGAAAGAGACAAAAUCUAAAUACAGAAACUCUAGGUCUCUAAAAGCUUUGCCGUCAAGCUGUUUGAGAAAUGCAAGGAACAGUUUCAACUGUAAUGCACGGAAUGGGAGUAUUCUAUAAUCAUUGCAUUAUGCGAAUACCUUCUAAAUUAAUUUAUUGUCAAGAUAUUAGUUGUGUUUUUUCUGCCUUUGUUGCACUCAUUUCAAUUCAAAAUGAGUGCGUUAAUCUUAUAAAAAAAAAACAAUAACAAAUACUCUAAUCGAAAAACUUUGGUUAUAAUAAGAGUAGAAAAAGUAAAUGUUUAUUUUUAGAUCUGUACAAUACACUACAUAGUAAUAAGUAUGGAUGCACAUGAUUAUGUUUUCACGCUUUUUCAAACCUGAUGGUAAAGUGAUGAGUUGAAGUUACGUGUGAGAGACACUCACUACAUCACAGCAGACUAUGUUACAGUUGUUCUGAAGUCAUUAUUUAUAUAUAUAUUGUCACAUGAAAAUGUGCUCUAUGAGAUGAACCAUAGUCGUUACCACUGAUGGAGGGUGAGGCGUAUAGGCCUAUAUAAAUAUGAGGGAAGGUGAAAUUAUGUAGCUCUUUAAAGUGUCCAACAAUAGUGGUUCAAAAUGUAGACAUUGUUAAGCACAUAGCACAUUGCUUUGAUGUGGAGAUCAACAUUGGAACAUUGAAGGAUUCACCCACGUUAAUCAACAAAAUAUUUUUUUAUUUCCUAUUUAUGUUUUUAUUUUCAAAUAUUUUUUCUCUUACUCUGAUCAGGAAAUGUAUUUGUAAGUUUGUAAAUAAUUAUUAACAUUAUUGGCGGUAUUUUUAACGCUGAAAGUAAGCUCGCAAUUUUCUAGAUGUUUGUCAAUGUCAAAAUAUAUUAGAACCCAAACUGACUUUUACAGAUCCAAGAUUAUAUACAAGAGAAGUCAUCUAUGUAAAAUUACUCAGUGUGUUCUGGUGAUGUAAAGUAGGUCAGUUGUAUGAAAGUGUGUCAGGUGAUGUAAAGUAGGUCAGUUUCAUGAAAGUGUGUCAGGUGAUGUAAAGUUGGUCAGUUGUAUGAAGGUGUGUCAGAUGAUGUAAAGUAGGUCAGUUGUAUAAAAGUGUGUCAGAUGAUGUAAAGUAGGUCAGUUGUAUGAAAGUGUGUCAGAUGAUGUAAAGUAGGUCAGUUGCAUGAAAGUGUGUCAGGUGAUGUAAAGUUGGUCAGUUGUAUGAAGGUGUGUCAGAUGAUGUAAAGUAGGUCAGUUGUAUGAAAGUGUGUCAGAUGAUGUAAAGUAGGUCAGUUGUAUGAAAGUGUGUCAGAUGAUGUAAAGUAGGUCAGUUGUAUGAAGGUGUGUCAGAUGAUUAAGGUAGGUCAGUUGUAUGAAGGUGUGUCAGAUGAUGUAAAGUUGGUCAGAUGUAUGAAAGUGUGUCACGUGUGACUACGUAUGUCAACUGUAACAAAAUGUAACUAGGUAUGCCAAAUGUCACAAAGUGUCGGAUGUGGCUAAGUUUGCCAGAUGCCUCAAAGGAUGUUUGUAAGCGAGAAGCUACAAUGAUUUUCUAAAUGUCCUAACCUUUUGUUAGUCUUCAAAAUAUGUAUCAUUCAAUGUAUAGCUUGCUGAUUACUUAAUGUAUGUCUGACCCGGCAAGGAGAUGCUUUGUCUCGCUUUACCGUGAGUGUGCUUGAUGAAA
Messenger RNA from Biomphalaria glabrata, 4849 nucleotides. RefSeq lists its product as uncharacterized. The transcript is spliced from 13 exons. The record is from RefSeq and is a predicted model, not a curated record. NCBI's taxonomy places the organism in Eukaryota, Metazoa, Mollusca, Gastropoda, Planorbidae. The coding region runs from base 852 to 2705 and encodes 617 amino acids.